Molecule: messenger RNA, 396 nt
Organism: Rhizophagus irregularis DAOM 181602=DAOM 197198
Lineage: Eukaryota; Fungi; Glomeromycota; Glomeromycetes; Glomerales; Glomeraceae
Source: RefSeq, a predicted model, not a curated record
AUGCUUAGAUACGCAAGAACGCUAAGAAGUUUAAAUACUUUAAGAAAUAACCCGGCUAGAUCUACUAAUACUACAACAAGAAAAUUGUCUACUAGUGACGCCAGUAACACGGCUUCUACGUCUUCUACUAAUAAUUUGGAUAAUAAAAAUUCGUCAUUUGGAAGAAAUGUGGUUAAUAUUGCCGCUAUUGUGGGACUAGCGGGUGGUUCGUUUAUCACCAUAUAUAAAAUCAACAAAUUGGGUGAUGAAAUAGGUGUUAUCAAAGAAGAUAUAGGUCUUAUCAAAGGAUAUUUAUUCGCAGGAAGUGGAGAACGCUUGAAAACUGAACAAACUGCAACUGCAAAUAUUGAUCAAACUGAAGCCAAAGAACCUUGGUUCAAAUUCUUUAAUCUCUAA